CGAGCGGGAAGUGAAGCCCCAGCUGUGUAUGUGCGCGGUGCUGGCUGCUAAUAUCAGUGGUUGGGUGGGGAAGUUAUGGCAAAUGCAAAGCUUAACGCUUCUCAAGCGGCUGUGAUGUGUUAUUUAACCAUUUUGUUACAACUGCCCUCUAUAUCUUUGCUGGACUGUUAGGUGCUGUAGAGAAGGCGAGAAACACGUCAGCAGUUCUCCAUUUCCAUCCCGGCUGUGCUCUCUCGUGUGCUUUAAAACAAUGCCCUUGCAUUGCAAGUAUCACCCUGUGCACUAGCAUUGGUGCAUCAGCUCCCAAUUUGCUCCAGUCUCUCGUCGUACUGGGUUUAUCCAGCGUUUCACAUUUUGGUGUAACAGACAUUCUGUAGACAUGGUGUCCAGACCUGGAGAGCUUCCAGCUCUGGAAGCAGCUUCAGGUGUCUCUGAUGGUCUCCUCGGAGGAAUGUCCAUCCCCGUCGGGAUGACCCGCCGAGCUCUCAGCUAUGAUGAUAACCUUGAGCGACCCAUAUCUCCGCCUCCAUCCGACAUUAAUAUUAGCAACCUUUGGAAGCGACCUGUUAUUCCUGAGAGGAAGUUUGCACGACUCGCUGAGGAAGAUGAGUCUGAUGCAGGAGCAAAACAAAGUGCAACCUUAGAACCCAAACCCCCUCAUCCUGUGCUGAAAGCAAAAGCCUCGUCUGUCAUGAAUUCCCUCAUCAUCAAACAGACCCAGGAGAACAUGCACAGGUUCGAGAAGCAGGCAGGACUGACUGAUACCGGCUACACCCCACACAAAGGCCUGACUGCUGAGGAGACCCGCUAUCAUCGUCUGGCAGAGUCCAUGCAUAAACUUCAGAUGCAAAGCGUGGAUGCCAGAGAGGAUAAACAGCCAUCUUCCAGUCAGUCAACACCUGCCGGGACUCCACAGUCAUCACCCAAACAGAAACGCAAAGGCUGGUUCAGCAGUCAGGGCUCUACUGCAUCCCUCACAAGCUCUGAGAUGAGUACCAGCUCUAGCUCCAGUAUAGAUCUGCCUACAGGUGAGGGAGUCGUGGAGCGCUGGAGCGUUUUUGGACCUCGACCUCAAGUCGGCAAAUCUACCACUGACCCAGGUACAGAUCCAGCCCCAACAGGAGGUUUUGCUCUGCAGUCUUAUAAGGGAGCUCAGAAACCAACCCCAAUGGAAGUGAUGAAGGCCCAGGCCACCCGCAUGGCCGACGACCCCGCCAGCUUCAUACCUCCCCCCAAGAUGGAGAUCCCUACCAUGGAGGGAAAGAAACAGAUGAGCCGACCGCACAAACUCAAACAUAGAGACAUGAACGUGCUUACGCCAUCAGGAUUCUAAGAACCACUUCCUGUUACCUUCUUGGAUCGCACACAUUGUGAACCAACCUGUAGCUGGUCUACCCAUGUGUUCCCCUGUGCUGUCUUGCUGUUCGGUUAUGUCUACAGCAUCGCUGUGUUGGUGUCUAAUGUCGAUAGUGUUAGCUUUCAAAAGAUGUCUCGUGUGAAUGAUCACCUUUUUCGGUGCCAGUCUUUGCUUUGCAUUUUAAUUCAUCCAUUAAAUGGUUACUUUAAAGAUAUUUCAACAAUAAAGUAAAUUCUCUGAUCAGAAAUAAAACAUCAAAGUAUUGCGUGAGCUAUUUAAAAGCAUAUGUAGCGGUCUUCUGUCACUGUACUUUGAUGUAAUGACACCUGUCAGUCUAGGCGGUGCCACAUGAGAUCAAACACACCUAUUGUUUCAAACCCAUAUGACUUGAUGUGUUUCGUGGAAUACUAUCAAGCAAAAUCUUAGUGUUAAGUUUCAUUUUUCUGGAUAAAGAAGUAACCUGAACCUUCCUCAUUCUUCAGAUAAUCUUUUGAUUUCCACAGAGAUAAGACAAUGGGUUUGAAAUAAGAUUACAGAGUUUCCUGUUGUGAAGUAUCUCUUUGCGUGAGUGUGUGUGUUUGUGCGUAACUGUGAUGUAAAUAUUCAUUAGCUUUAACGUUAACACUGACCGAACAAAUGCAUAAAGUUUUAAUGUGCAGGAUUUCAAAUAUAGCCACAGGUUAAACUUGAGACUUCGUUUUUGUCUUCCUAGGACAAUUGUCAAAUGAUAUUGUAAUUUUUCUGUAUAACAUCAGUACACAGCGGCUUCGGUGGUAACUUGAUUCUUUAAGUCUUUACUGUUACGUAUCGUGAUCUGUGACAUUUUAGGCAUCAUUUUGAUGCGGUUGUGACAAGGACGGUCUAACAAAUGAUGAGGCGCUAAAAUGACUGAAGGCUAAAACAUGUUUUGGCUGAGAUUUUAUUUAAUGCAGCAGCUCUCCAGAGAGGAUGUUAUAUUUUUGUUACAAGUUCAAUGUUUUGUUUCAAUUUCUCAGAAGAUCGAAUGUAGUCAUUUUGGUCUUGUAAACUGUUAAUACAUUAAUAAAGAAAUAUAAACAAA
Misgurnus anguillicaudatus (oriental weatherfish) is the source of this 2417-nucleotide messenger RNA. Its product is annotated as KIAA1191 ortholog. Gene Ontology annotation, cellular component: cytoplasm. NCBI's taxonomy places the organism in Eukaryota, Metazoa, Chordata, Actinopteri, Cypriniformes, Cobitidae. The record is from RefSeq and is a predicted model, not a curated record.